Molecule: messenger RNA, 913 nt
Organism: Caenorhabditis sp. 36 PRJEB53466
Lineage: Eukaryota; Metazoa; Nematoda; Chromadorea; Rhabditida; Rhabditidae
Source: the annotation of a GenBank genome assembly
AUGACCGACGAGAAGACGCUCAAGUUCGCCGAGGCGGAUUCCGUCAAGAAGUUCGCCUUCUUCGGUACGUUCCCGGCUCCAACUACAGUAACCCCGUGCUCCAUUUUCAGGUGUUGCGGUUUCGACGAUCGCCACGCUCACCGCGAUCAUUGCCGUGCCGAUGCUCUGUCUGCACAUGCAGAACGUCCAAUCGGGUCUUCAGGAGGAGCUCGUCUUCUGCAAAUCCAAGAACGCCGACUUGCAGUCCGAGUUCUUCAAGCUCGAUAAGCACCGCGCCGGCGCCAACGCCGAACGUCAGAAGCGUCAGUCCGAGUACCAGUGCUGCUCGUGCGGAAUCGGAGCCGCCGGAGCACCAGGACAGCCGGGAGCCGACGGAGCGCCAGGAGACGACGGAAAGCCAGGACAGGACGGAGAACCGGGCCGUGACGCCACCGACAAGGACGAGAAGCCGACCGCCGCCGACUUCUGCUUCGACUGCCCCGCCGGACCACCAGGACCAGCUGGAGGACCAGGACCAAAGGGACCACCAGGACCAGCUGGAGGAUCCGGAGAGCCAGGACCAGCCGGACGUGGUGGACCACGCGGACCACCAGGACCAGGAGGACCACAGGGAGAAGCCGGAGAGGACGGAGGCGCCGGAACCCCAGGACAGGCGGGACAGGUCAGAUCACUGCCGUCUCCACCAGGAGAGCCAGGACAGCCAGGAGAGCCAGGAGGCCCAGGAGAGCCGGGAGCCGACGGACGACCAGGACAUCCAGGAAGAGCCGGACCACCAGGACCACCAGGAGACAACGGACCGAACGGAGAGCCAGGAAAGGACGGAGAGGACGGAGCCCCAGGAGCCGCCGGAAACGCCGGAGCCAAGGGAUCCUGCGACCACUGCCCACCGCCAAGAACCGCUCCAGGAUACUAG